UUUGGAAGGAGAGAGUCGACCCCAAUCCAGAAAGCUGACGUCAAAUUCCAAAGAGACACCCAACCGCAUAAGGCUUUUGACCUUCAAGUAUUUUAGGACGUUCGAAAACUUUGCAUAUUUCUCGGAAUUUGCCCAAAAUCGUUUGAAGUGUCGAAGAGGGAAACGCUGCAUGGUAGCAACGCCGGUCCGCCAUUACCACACAUGCGCACUCGUUGGAAACGGCGGGAUUCUCCUGGACAGUAACUGUGGGAACGAGAUCGACAGUCAUGAUUACGUCAUCAGGAUCAACAUGGCGCCCAUCAAAGGUUAUGAAAAGGACGUUGGAAUCAAAUCCAACAUGACGUUCGUCAACCUACAGAGAACCCUACAGCUGCGGAAAGAUCUGGUGUCCAGAAGAAAGAGAAAAGAGAUGCUCCAAGACUUAGCUCUCCUGAAUGGCAGCGUCAUCAGCUACGUCAAGCCAACCACAGCUUCCGUUACAAAAGCCUUAGGGGCUCUGAGCUCAGUGCUGAAGGAAAAUGAAAUAGACAUCACCAUUACGUAUUCAUUACGUAAUGUACCAGUAGUGAUGACUAGGAUGCUCCGCUCUACUCUGAUAUCCGAAAUGAAGUCUCCAACAUCCGGGCUCAUCGCCUACAUCCUGGGAACGACGUUCUGUGACGUCAUCACCCUUUACGGCUUCUACCCAUUCGCCACGGACAUGCGCAAUAGGACGCUGUUUUAUCAUUACUAUGAUCACAUCCCCGUGAAUCACAGAAACAGGCACAAUUUUAAUAUUGAAUAUGAUUUUCUGAGGUCUGAAAACCGAACUGCGUCAGUUAGAUUGGUUACGGACGUCUGCACAUGAAAUUAGCACAUAUACUACAUUUUAACAAUGCAAGGUUUGUUAUUUAGGAAAAUGAACAUGUAUUCAGGCUUGAAAAAUAGCGCAGUUGGCAACUUAGUCAACUGUCUUUCAUACAAUUUGCACAAUACUUUGAAAAUAUAUAUAUUAUGAAAAGAAUUUCGAUUAAAAAAGAACAUCGCUAGAGAUAUCAAAAGAUAUCAUGCGAAUGCAAAUUCCUAAGUUUCACUGAAAUGCUGUCCUUCGCUAAGGUAUAAAUACGCGUUGCUAUUUUCUUUUCUCAAUGUUUCUUUAGCCAUUGAUAAAGUUUCAGUUGACAAAUCCGGCUAUAGCACAAUACUUGGGAAAUACAUAUAUUUUGAAAAUAAUAUCGAUUGAAAAAAUGACAUAUAGAGGUAUCAAAGAUAUCACGCGAAUGCAAAUUCUAUAAAAAGUUUCAAUGCACUGAAAUGCUGUCCUUCGCUAAGGUAUAAAUACGCGUUGCUACAUGAAGUUUUAGUUGACAAAUCCGGCUAUAGGAUC
Messenger RNA from Branchiostoma belcheri (Belcher's lancelet), 1366 nucleotides. RefSeq names its product alpha-2,8-sialyltransferase 8B-like. Gene Ontology annotation, biological process: N-glycan processing; oligosaccharide metabolic process. The coding region runs from base 170 to 847 and encodes 225 amino acids. The record is from RefSeq and is a predicted model, not a curated record. The transcript is spliced from 4 exons. Gene Ontology annotation, molecular function: alpha-N-acetylneuraminate alpha-2,8-sialyltransferase activity. Lineage: Eukaryota; Metazoa; Chordata; Leptocardii; Amphioxiformes; Branchiostomatidae.